AAGCCAAGUAUAUAACGCAAUCAAAGUUUAUUUAUAUUAAUUUGUGUACAAUAUUUCUGAAGAACCCCGCUUUAUCGUGUUUUCUUUUUUAAAUGAAUAUAUCAACGUAUAUAAUAAAUCGCGUCGGGCGAGUUAUCGCAUUAUUACGAGGCUAUUUGAAAGCAAGCGGAAAAUAUGGGAAUCAGAGUCUUAAACGGCUUUGCCUUAACGAGUCGCCCGCUAUGGUCAGGUCCCAUAUUUUCUUGCUCAUCGUGUUCCUUUCAUACCAUCUGUAUGAAUCCUUCGCAGAGCGUCGAGAAAGUGGGCAAUCCGUAUGCCUACUACACGAUCCUCCAAAUCAAUGUGGGGAGUUUUGCCUUACGGCACUGAAGCCAAUGCUCGAUCACAUAGCUUUCCAUCAGAAGGAGUGGAGCACUUGCGAUCAACAGAAACUCAACGAAACGCAGGAAAAAAUUAACCGUAUUGAGGAGCAGCAGAAGGUGCUCUUGGAUAACUUGUCCAAACUGGAUAAGUCUCUGGAGCAGAAGGAAACAAAAAUUGAUCGGAUUGAAAAACUAUUUGAAGCCUUACAGGAAAAAUUUGACAAAAAAAGCGUAUCUUCUCUCUUUCAGCGGAUAGGCUCAAGACUUAUUUACAUCGAAUAUAAAGUUCAUCAGUCUUGGCAUGGCGCGGAAGAACGGUGCCGCCAGAUAGGCGGUCAUCUGGCCACCAUCCAAAACGAUUAUGAUUUCAAUGCAAUCAACAGUAAACUAGAGAGAGGUAAUAGCUAUUGGCUGGGAGUCAGCGACAUCAGCAUGACGGGCGAAUUCCUUUCCGUCGUGUCCGGCAAAAGGGCCCCCUUUUUCAAAUGGAGACAGGGUGAACCAAACAACGUAGAAGACAAAAAUAAUUGUGUGGAUAUAUACAAUGGAAAUAUGUUUGAUACCAACUGUGACGUAGAACAAAAAUAUAUUUGUGAAGCUGAUGGUUAAGGAAAGAAAGGUUAUAGUUUUUACAUUAGUUGUACUGAGUAAUGGAAAAUAAAUAAUAUGUGGGGAAUUGCUUACAAAAUUAAAGUUUAAUUAACAAAUUUGUGAGUAUAAGCCUAGGCAAUGAAUGAGCUGUACCGAAAACCAAACUGAAGUGAACAUGAUCCCAUCAGGUCUCAUUUUUAAACUCGUGCGUAAGUAGUUAUGUAGUUAUGUAAGUCCUUGGAACACUUUAUAUAACUUGAUAUGUUCAGGCUUAGGUUUCACCAUUAAUUACCGAUUUAUUAAAAAAUUAAAAAAAAGUCAAGAAUAUAACGCAAUCAAAGUUCAUUUAUAUUAAUUUUUGUACCACAUUUCUGAGGAACACCACUCAGCGAGGUCUCUUUUUAAAUUGAAAAUAACUACGUACAUAUAUAGUAAGUCGUAUAGUAUAGUAAGUAAUUGUAUCGAUAAAU
Molecule: messenger RNA, 1423 nt
Organism: Drosophila eugracilis
Lineage: Eukaryota; Metazoa; Arthropoda; Insecta; Diptera; Drosophilidae
Product: accessory gland protein Acp29AB-like
Exons: 1
Coding region: 93-971 (292 amino acids)
Molecular function (GO): signaling receptor activity
Source: RefSeq, a predicted model, not a curated record